AUGGUCAACCGCUACAUCUUCGCCGUUGCCGGCCUGGCCGCUCAGCUCAACGCUCUGCCCUUGAACAUCAACUUGGGCGCUUAUUCACCUGCCUUGGUGGUGGGUGAUGGUGAAAUUUCAUUUGGCGGUAGAAACGACGUCUCCCAGUUGAUGAACGUACUGGAGGGCGCCGCAGUUAAUGCUGCUCAAGGUGCUGCGAAUGCUCCGGCCGCCGCCCCUGCCGCUCCCGCGGCACCUGCUACCCCGGCUGCCGCCCCUCAGCAGCCUGCUCAGCAAGCCGCUGCUUCAGUCGGAGGUGCUACGCCGGUGACUGCUUCGUCCGCGGACAACCAGAUCAACGAGGCCCAAGCCAUUGCAGCCCUCCAAGGAAUGGGCAAGGAGAUCGCUCCCCGUGUGCAGCUUACCAAAGCCCGUCCCGCCGAGAAGCGCGAUCUCUCCGGUUUCGAUCGCGCCCUGAAGUACGCCGAGGUUGCCCUCACUAAGGGACCCAAGGUCCAGCUUGGCACUGGCAAGGAGGGCUCUGGUGUCGGCAUGAUCGUCGACAACAACCAGCAAGCAGCAGCUCGUCCUGGAACCGGAGGCGCCGCUGAGGCCGCACCCGCUACCCCCGCUGCACCCCGCCCUGCCGGCGCUAUUGUUGCUCAGCAGAAGGUCAAGGCCCGCUCCGACGAGGCCCAGCAGCCCCCUCGCCGCCGUGCCAAGGUCACCACCAUGUACGUUCGCUCCGGCGUUCCUGCUGGCGUCGAGAUGACCCCUGAGAAGCUCGUUGCCCGCGAUCCUUCCGUCCCUGUUUCCCAAGUCGUUCCCGCCACCAACAACAACGUCGUCAAGCGCGCAGUUGAGGAGCUUAACUCACGAGGCGUCAGCGGCGGUGCCAUUGACACCGUCAACCUGAACGUCAGCGGUGAGGGCGUCACCAUGACCUUUGUCGAGACUCAGGCCGAUGAUGUGGAGGAUGAGCAGUAG
Colletotrichum scovillei is the source of this 966-nucleotide messenger RNA. RefSeq lists its product as uncharacterized. NCBI's taxonomy places the organism in Eukaryota, Fungi, Ascomycota, Sordariomycetes, Glomerellales, Glomerellaceae. Bases 1 to 966 code for a protein of 321 amino acids. The record is from RefSeq and is a predicted model, not a curated record. The transcript is spliced from 3 exons.